Molecule: messenger RNA, 11717 nt
Organism: Porites lobata
Lineage: Eukaryota; Metazoa; Cnidaria; Anthozoa; Scleractinia; Poritidae
Source: the annotation of a GenBank genome assembly
GAUCCCAAGACAAUAACCUGCCUCCACACAUUCUGCUGUGAGUGUUUGAAGAAACACGCACUGAUCAGCCAAAGGAAUGGAAAGUUUCUUUGCCCCGAGUGUCAAGCUGAAGUCGAUCUUCCCGAAGCAAACCGUUUUGAAAAACUUCCGACCAGUUUUCAUCAUAGUAGUCUACUCAGUGUUCUCACCAUACGACAGAGCGGCAAAGGAAAUGACAUCAGUUGCGGCAUUUGCAAGAAAAAGAGUGCGGAGAUAAGUUACUGCUUCGAAUGCGCUAAAUUCAUGUGCAGUGACUGUGUAAACGCACAUCAACUGUUUAGUCACUUUACAGAAGGACACAAAGUGACGCCAGUCAAACGGUUCCAAGCUGAAGACUACGAAGCCCUGAUGAAGAGGAAGUCACUUUGCUCUCAGCAGAAUCAUGAGGGAGAAGUUACCAGGUUUUUCUGCCACAAAUGCAAACUUUGUGUUUGCCAAAUUUGCAUCACUACGGAUCACAAGGCACACGAGGGUCAUGAUGUGGAACUGUUGGACAAAGUGGCAGACUGCGAGAAAACUAAUAUCCUGAUGAGAACCGAGAUAUUAAAGGAGAAAAUCAAGGUUUUCAGCGAUGCAAUUUGUAAAUAUGAACAAACAGUAUCUGAGCUGGAAACAAAUAUCGCUAACGCUAAACGUGAGGUUUCCCAAACAGCCGAACAAAUGAUCGCCAAGAUUCGAGAACACGAACGCCAUAUCAUUAGCACACUCGACAACACGCGUGAGUCAAGGGCCGAUAAGCUAAACUCUGCACAAGCACGAGUUCAAUCCUUGCUAAAGCAGUUUAACCAAGCACUCAAGUUUGCUGAAAAUCUGAUUCAAAGAAGCUCCAGCUCAGAUGUAAUGCACAGCAAGAAUGAUCUAGAACAACGAUUUGAACACCUCAACAACACCCCGAUCCCGAAACUUCAGGUGAAUUCAUUUGUGAAGUUUUUCCCUGCAGAAGGGGAAAAUUUGACCCUCGGUUGCUUAACAACAAGUGAACCAGUGGUGAGAGUGAAUAAAGAUUUCCAAGCCGGUGUUGAAACAGAGUUUGAGGUCAAUCCAGGAAUACAUGAACUACAGGUGUGUGAAAUGAAAGUGGUCGUGGAACCCGGUGAUAAAGUAGGAAGUUUGAUAACUUGUGAAAAAGAUGGAAUUUUGCUUGCGAAGUUAACACCUGAAUUUCCUGGUACCUUACAAAUCUCAGUACAGAUUGAUGGUAAGACGGCAGCCAGUCCUUACACUGUCCAUGUGAAACGACGCCUUAUUCACCUUGUGAAAGAGUUGAGAUUGAAAGAAGAAACAUUUCAAAGCCCACACGGGAUUGCUGUGAACAGCGAAGGUCUAAUCGCUGUUGCUGACCAGGAAAAACACCGUAUCCUGAUAAUUGACAUGGAAGGAAACUGUGUAAGAAAAGUAGGCUGUUAUGGAAAGAGUGUUGGACAGCUUAACCGUCCAACUGACGUCACAUAUGUAAAUGAUGAUAACAUUCUUGUGGCGGAUCAAUUAAAUCAUCGCAUUCAACAAUUUAACGUUCAAACAGGGAACUUUGUGAAAAGCUUUGGAAAGAAAGGGACCAGGGAUGGUGAGUUUCAGAACCCUGUCAGUGUUUGUGUAGAUGAUGUAGGGCGUGUUGUUGUAGCUGAUGGCUUGAACAGUACAGUCCAGGUUUUGUCACAGGAUGGUGAACCUUUGUUUAAACUUAAAGACAGUGGACCAGAAAAACUUGACCGUCCUGUUGCAUGUAUUUACCAUCAGAACAAGUACAUUGUCUCUGACUGGGGUAAUGAUUGCGUGAAAGUUUAUAACAAGUCAGGGAAGUGUUUGUACAAGAUAGAGAAUCAAGGCAAGGGUGAUGGACAGUUGUGUGGUCCAUGGGGACUGUGUGUCCAGAAGUGUGGCAAUUAUUACAACCUUAUUGUAUGCAAUGCUGGUAAUGGUCGUGUUGAUCAGUUUACACUGGAAGGGAGUUUCACUGGAAAAACUGUUCAAAAGUUACAGAGACCUGCAGCAAUAACUGCAACAUCAGAUGGAUAUAUUUUUGUGUCAGACUGUAAAGCCAAUAAGAUUCACAUCCUGAAAUAAGCAACAAAAUUGUAACAGAGAUCUCAGUAUGAUAGAAUAUAAAAAUAAAUGGCCGCUGAUCCCAAUCGGUCAGAGGGACUCUCAAUGACAGUGUAGGACAAAUGUUUCUCAGAGGGAGAACUGCGUGACAACAAAUUUCAGUGAAGCAAUUGCAAAGCAUAAGAGGACAAAGUUUACCAAAGUUAGAGGAUAGUGAGUGCACUAUGAGUUAUUAGGCAGAAAAUAAGUCAUACUUUGAAGACAAUUUCAUAAGGCUUGAUGCAUAAUGUAGUUGUGUAAGUUUGUUUCUGAUAUAUAAGGUGAAAGAAGCGCUCUUUCUACUCUUUUUAGAGAGAGUGUCACUGACAUUUUUGUUGCAGUUUCGAAAUCCAAAAGACAAUUCACUCGUCAAAAGCAAAUGAAGCAUAAUUAAAGAAAAGAAAGAAAAACACAACUUUGGCACUAAUUAAUUCACUUAUGUUUUUGGUCAAAGUGCGUGGCCAAAAUUGUUUCAUAAUUACGCAAACGUUUCUCAGUUUAUAUUGUAGACCUAUUUAGGUCUUUUAGGAGUGUCUCAAAGAACCCACGUACACAAAAUCACAAGGCUACGCAAAAUCUGACUUAGGAAAUUUUUCGUAAAAGUCAAGAUCGUAAUAGGCAGUUAUACUUUUUCCGACGUCUGGCAUCAUGACCCACCUCCCCUCUUUUUGAUUUCUAUCGAUAUGGAGGAAAGUAGAACUUUGGUACGUCAAUUUGAUCUACUUUUUAUGCCUCAUAUAGUGCACAAUAAAAAAUUAUUUUACUUGCUUCACCUUGCUUCACUGGUGAUCUAACAGAAUUUUUUCAUGUCACUGGAUCAGAAAGGAACAUUUUUAUUUUAGCUGUUUUGAAAAAUGGAAUAAUCGUCCAGACGUGCUGCCCCUUUAUCGUAAAACCUAUUCACAUCUGAGCUGCCCGUGGGGAUCCACAUCCCUUGAAGCGCUAGCUUGCGAGGAAGCUCUUCAUUCGAGUGGCGAGGGAAGCGAGCCGCGAGAGAACGCGGAGGAGGGCUUGAUUGGAGGCUAUUGUACCGCUUGUUAAGUCAUCAGAUUAAACGGGCAUUGACAACUUGACCAACCUGUGCAAGAAAAGAUCAGAGAUAAUAAACACGACGGGAAUGAACAAGAAGGCCAAACCCUUUUCAAAUUUUUUAGAAAGGACACAAACGCCCACUUCCUAAAAUUCGAAGCUCCUGUAACUUCUUGAUUUUUUUACUUCUUUUAUUUAUACUUACUACCAUAUAUUCACGUAACUAACAUCUUGGUUUUCAAUUUAUGUUCGCGAAAUAAUUGAAUCAAAUUAACCGCUGGCUGACAUUUGAGAGAAAAGAACUGGAGUUCCCAAUGCACUGGUUUUCGGCUCAUUCAGAUGGACUACAAUACUCGUCACAAAUCGUUGAAACAGCAGCCAUUUGUCUUGAAUUUUCUCCAAAUUUCUUACAAUUCACUCUUCACACCUUUGUUCUCACUCAAAUGUGCCCCUCUCCUUCCCUAAUAUUGAGCCGAGCGUAUUUUGGAGCACUAAAAUGACUGCAAACCCAAAUCAACAUUGGGGAGAGGAAAAUCACACAAGUGUUUCAAGAUUUGUGACGGGGAUUGUAAGGGACGGACCAUUAGAAAACUUAUGGGGGGGGGCGAAGUACAAAAAAAAAAAAUUCGCGCAAGGGAAAAUUAAAUGAAAAAAAAUUCUCGCACGCCGAUUAACCCCAAAAAAAUAUUCAUGCUAUGGCUUAAAAAAAAUUCAUACAAGGAAUUUGAUAACGAAAAAAAAUUCCUGCGGCUCGAAAAUUCCCCCCCCCCAUAACUUUUCUAAUGGUCCGUCCCAAAGUCCUCGAGAGCCGGACAACAGCGGUGAAACUCCAGCCGGCGUACACGAUCUGUGCAAAAGUUUAGAAGGAUGGUUUGAAUGGUAGGGCUUGAAUGCAAACUGAUGGCCUGUAAAUCAUUUUGGACAAAUUUGUUUUCAGAUUCGAGGAAGUUUAUGACUGAAGACGCGUCAGGUUCGUUUCUAUUUAAAACUGAAGACGAGAAUUGCUGUUCAUCCGAGCAAAUUGGCGAUGAUGAGGAUCAGGACAGUCUGAGACUCCGACAUCGAAAACCGAUCUUCUAAUUUUUCUCACAUAUAAAAGGCUUUUGGCAGGAACAAUCUAGUUUAGGUUUCUUAUCUACCUAAAAGCUAUCUAUGAACAAAAAAUGAAAGAAGUUGAUUUUCCAACUGUUGCCGCGAAAUUAGGAUUUUCGUCGAUUUUUCCUGACCGUCGCUCGUAAAAAGCAACAGACUGGAUAAUCCAACAAAUAUACAUCCUGAAAUAGGCACCAAAAAAGUAAAAAGAUAACGCGGUAUGGUAAAAGGAAUAAGUAAAUAGCAGCUGAAUACUUUCAAGAAGGAAUUGACUUAAGGCAAUUCCCACAGUAUAUUCAUCUGCAUUGAAGUAACAAAACUGCUUUAUGUGGGGUUUCAAAAUUUAAUACGUCCUAAAUUUGAGCAGACACUACGUUGCCAUUAACAAAGAUUUGGAAAAAUUACUAGCCUACGAGCAAAUCCCCCACCCCCGUACCCCCGAGAGCCCUAGGAGAGCUUGCUGGCAGGCUUAAAAAUUACCACCACACCACAGUGUGGACUGUGUGUCCAGAAAUGUCGCAAUUAUUACAACCUUAUUGUAUGCAAUGCUGGCAAUGGUCGUCUCGAUCAGUUUACACUGGAGGGGUGUUUCACUGGAAAAAAAACUGUUAAUAAGCCACAGAGACCUGCAGGAAUAAUUGCAACAUUAGAUGGACAUAUUUUUGUUUCAGACUGUAAAGGCACUAAGAUUCACAACCCAAAGAAAUAAGCAACAAAACAGAGAUCUCAGUAUGAUAGGAUUUAAAAGUAAAUAACCGCUGAACACAAUCGGUCAGCGAGAGUAUUAAUGACAAUGCCGGACAAAUGUUUGUGUAGAGGGACAGCUGCGUGACAACAAAAUAUUUCAGUGAAGCAAUUGCAAAGGAUAAGACAUUAAAGUUGACCAAAGUUAGUGAAUAAUACGGAGUAAAUUACGAGCUGUAACACAGUAAAUAAUUCCAUUUUCACAAGGCCUGAUAUAUUAAGUAGUUGUGCAAGUUUGUAGAUGAUAUAUUAGAUGCAAGAAACUUUCUUGCUACUGUCGUGAAAAGGACGGUGUCACUAAUAAUUUUGUAACAGUUAUCAAAAAGAUAAUUCACUCGUCAAAGGCAAAUGAAAGUAUGGUUGCAAUAUAAAGAAAAAAAAGAAAAAAAAUGGCUCUGAUUAUAGAUGGUUUUUACAGUGACGUCAUCACAUUGUAAAGUCAAAAUAGUGAGGUUUUACAAAUUCUUAUUUACACUGGGUUGAAGAUAAACAAAACGUAAAUCUUUGUACUAGUGUCCAUUCCAGUAGCAUGUUUCAUUUCGAAAAUACAGCAAUUUGAACUUCCGAGUCUUCACAGUGCAUGACACCAAAAUAGGAAUGCUGUUUUGUUGGAAAAAAUUCGUUCCUCUUUAUCUUCAGCAGUAUAACCAUUUCAAGUAUUAGCGGAUGUGUUUGUGCCCACGUAUACUAGUUCUCAAUUGAAAAGAAAGAACUUUCAUAGAAACUGAAGUGAACUCCAGAUGUUUUUGUUGAUUUCCGGCGGCCAUAUUGGUGCACCAAAACGGAACACCAAUAUGGCGUCUCCAUACAAAGCUCUACAAAGAUGCGCGAAACGUUUCGGAAAAUAACUCAGAAACUGUGGUCCACAAAGACCAGUGAGACUUGAACAAAUCGUUUAUAGAUUAGUCUUUUGUAACAUUUCAUUUUUUUGGCUUCUUCCACUGGACGGUUUCCAAUUUAUUUUUUUCUUGCGUGACAGUGAAAACGAUCUAUUUCACUUUUGUUUUUAGUCAAAGCAAAAGUGAGCCAAAAUUGUUUCAUAAUUACGCAAAAUUUCAUAUCAUUAGUUAGGUCUUUUAGAAGGGUCUCAAAGAAACGGAGAUACACAAUAAUCACAAGACUUUGUGCCUCAUAUAAUACACGAUAAUAACGAGUUUUACUUGCUUCACCUUUGCUUACUGGUGAUCUGAAUAAAUCUUUUUCAUAUUAAUGGUCAGAAAGAAAUAUUUUUAUUUUAGCUGUUUAUGAUUGAAAAAUGGAAUAAUCCUCCAGACGUGCUGCCCCUUUAUCGUUAAUCUUAACCUGUUCACAUCAGAGCCGCCCGUGUGGAUCUACAUCCCUUAUACGGCUAGCUUGAGGGAAAGCUCUCCAUUUCGAGUGGCGAGCGAAGCGAGCCGCGAGAGAACGCGCGAACGAGUGGCGAAGCCGCGAGGGGUGGAGAAAAAGGAGAACUCUCCUUUCUUUCUCCACCCCUCACACUCGAGUCUCCUUUAGCGUGCGGCUCUGGCGUGACUUCUUGCGACUCCCCCAAAAGCAGAGCUUGCUCGCAGGCUAUUGUGCCGCUUGUAAAGUCAUCAGAUUAAACGGUCAUUAACAACUUUUGCACCUAACCUGUGCAAGGGAAAGAGAUAAAAAUGACUCGAAUAAACAUGAAGACCAAACGCUUUUUCAAAUUUUCAGAAAGGACCCAAACGCCCAUCUGCUACAAUUAAAAGCCCCUGAAAAUGACUUCUUGAUUUAUUACAAGAUUUACUUACUUUAAUUACAUUUGCUAUUUAUAUUCACCUAACUAACUUCUGGUUUUCAUUUUAUGUUCGCCAAAUAAUUAAUUGAAUCAAAUUAAUAAUAUAGCUUACAAACUGCUGGUUGACAUUUGACAGAAAAGAACUGGUGUUCCUAAUGCACUAAUUUCCGGCUCAUUGUAAGGACUACGUCCUCGAGAGUCGGAUAACAACGGUGAAACUCCGGCCGGCGUACACAUUCUGUGUAAACGUUUAGAAGUACGGUUUGCAUAGCAGGGUGUUGAAUGAAAACUAAUAGCCUGUUCAUCUUUCUGGACAAACCUGUUUUCAGAAUCACACUGGUUUAUGACUUAAGACGCAUCAGGUUCGUUUCAACCAAGCGAAGCGGCGACGAUGAGGAAGAGAGAAGCGAAUGAUUAGAACAAGAAGACAAUGAUACCGAGUUCAUUUCCUGCUAAAAUGUUUUGAACACCAAGAAUGGGAUUCACCUUUCAAGAGUUUUGGAGAAGAAUAUAAACAUGGUGUGUCAGGACAAACACCCUUCGCUCGAGACAGAGAUUGUGAAAACAAGUCAGGGGACAUAUGCAUCAUGUCAAAAAAAUAAUUUAACAUGUCAUCUGUCGAUGAAUAACUGUUUCCUUGACAAGAAACAGCUUUUUGGCUUCCGGUUUGUUGGAUCUCCGUUUCAUUCUUAUCCUGAUCAGGUAACCAUUUGUUUAGCUCUUCGCGCUCCAGGGACGUGGUGCAAUUAACGACUUCCUCUUCAAGUAACUCUUUCAUUGAUUCUAUACGGCACACAGCCUUCCCUUGCUUUAUUAUUUCUUCUCCACAAAGAGUAGGCUUCCGUUGAUUGUUCUUCGUGAAACUGCCGAGUAAACCAACCAAAAAUUGGCUCCAUUGGUUUUUUCCUCUCAUGUCUUUUUCACGAAUAGACUUUUGAGAGAGCUCAGUGAAAACGGUGUUGCAGUUUCUAAGAAAUUGAGAAUCUGAUAAUUCAAUGUCAAGUACCGGCAUUUGAUUCACGUUUAAUCUUUUUUACGGAUUGUUGUCUUACAGAAUCCUUUUGCGUGAAAAAGCAGUCAACGAUAGUGAAGUCCAAACGUUAUCAGAGUUUUCAGUGUUGUUUCUUUUCGUAUUUUCUUUAAUAUCGUACUUGUUACUGGCCAAUAUUCUAGACACCUCUACCUUAAGUUAAAGUUCAAACGGGUUAGCGAACCUCAUAGCAUCAGCAGGCGCGUUUUCUGCAGUAUAUUUCCACAAUCGAGCUCCAUAUCAGCCAAGAAAGCGUCUAGAUCUUCAGAAGAAGGAAAAUCAGUAAAUUCUGUGUAAUCCUCUUGAACAGAUCCAUAAACGACAUCACUGAAACUAACAGUCUGUGAUAUGACUAUCUCACCGGGCGUCUUCUCUACUGACGUCAUGCAUGAUUUUUGGAAUUGAUGAUUAGCUGAGAUUGUUCUUUCGUUUUAUUUAGAGCAUCCAGUUCCAAGUCAGCUAGAAAUGUACUGAGAUCCUCUGACGAAGGAAAAUCAUCGUACUCUGUCCAUUCACAAGAAGGUUGCUCUUCUUUCUAGAUAUCAAGUUUCUAAGAAUUCAGUCCCGUUGUUUGAGAAGUUAGCUGUGUAAAGCGAGGCGAAUUUGAGUCAUUGCUGCUGGUGUCUUCUUCCUGAGAUAAAACUUGAUCUCUUUGAUCUAAAAUAGAGAAAAGAAAAAUCAUUUGACCAAAUUAUGCUGCAACCAAACUACAUUAAUAUACUAACACUGGAUUUUUAUCGACACUCAAGUACUUAUAACAGGGGUCGAUUUUGCAUGAUUAGAAAGCAAAUCUGUGUUAAAAUCAAAUUCAAAGUCGUAAGUCGCAAGGCUCCAUUCUUCGUUCUUAAUACUGGUAUUAUUUCUUGGGCGAAGGUACCUGGGUCACACCAAAAACAAAAUAAGCACGGAAAAACAAAAUCAGAGUACGUGACCCUUUCUUCAACUUUUGUCGAAUUGGUGACAAUCCCAACAAAAUGGAGCAGCGAACACUAGCAAUAAGAGACCGCUUAAUAAGAGAGAAUGCAUUUAUUAAUUAAAAAAAAAAAACAACCGAUUUAUUAAAUUACAUCGUCAGUUCACAACUGAUAGGCAGCGAUUAAGUUUGAACUCAAAAGUUAAAGUUCUGAUGAAGAAAUUGUGACCCUGUCAGACUGCAUCACAAAAAAAAUAAACAAUUAUUCAGUUAAACGAUGCGGAUCCAAAAUCCAAGAGUUUUCCAUUUGAUACAAAAACUUGCCGUUAUCCUCACACUAUCUUUCAUUCCGAAAACAAAAAAUAAAAAGAAUGAUUGGAAAUUGUGUCAACCUCUGCUCCACAAUCAGGGGGUAAGUUUGGUUGGCUACCUGAAAUAUCAUGAAAAUAUCUUUAUUGUAACACAGACGGAAUGAGAUAGAGAAUAUAAUAUUAAUCCGAAUUCUUUAAAGGCUCAAGCUCAGUUACAAAAUGGACUUUUGGAAUUGAACAGAAGCACUUGUAUUAUGAAUCCAAAGUGAAGAAUAUUUCCUCUGUAAUACAAAUGUAUCCGUCAGUGUGCGCAGUUUCUUUUUUAUUGUCCAAAUAAUUUCAGGCAAGUCACGCUUAAGGACUGUUAAAGCUACUUUGAAACUUCCGCUUUUAGACUAAGGUCAGAGGGUAGAAAGAUUUAAAUUUGGUUGGCUGCCUGGCUGUCUGCAUUGAAAUGCAAAUUGUUUUUGUAAUACUAGUAGUGCUUUAUAUGCUCCAAGUUUCCCGGAAUCACACUGAACAAGAAUAGGGUGUGUUCUGUCGCUGUAAAAGGAAACUCGAAUGAUGGAGUCUUUGUUAAAGAAUCUUAAAGAACAUGUUACUUGCUCAAUCUGUCUGGAUACUUUCACCGAUCCCAAGACAAUAACCUGCCUGCACACAUUCUGCUGUGAGUGUUUGAAGAAACACGCACUGAUCAGCCAACGGAAUGGAAAGUUUUGUUGCCCCGAGUGUCAAGCUGAAGUUGAUCUUCCAGAAGCAAACCGUUUUGACAAAUUACCGACCAGUUUCCAUCAUAAUAGUCUGCUCAGUGUUCUCGCAAUACGACAAAGCGGAAAAGGAAAUGAUAGCAGUUGUGGCGUUUGCAAGAAAAUGAGCGCAGAGAUAAGUUAUUGCUUCGAAUGCACUAAAUUCAUGUGCAGUGACUGUGUAAACGCACAUCAACUGUUUAGUCACUUUACAGAAGGACACAAGGUGACGCCAGUCAAAAAGUUCCAGCCUCAAGACUACGAAGCACUAAUGAGGAGGCAGUCAUUUUGUUCGCAGCAGUAUCACGAGCGAGAAGUAACGAGAUUUUUCUGCCUUAAAUGCCAAAUCUGUGUUUGCCAAAUAUGCAUUGCUACGGAUCAUAAGGCACAUGACGUGGAACUAUUAGAGAAAGCAGCCGACGGCGAGAAAGCCAACAUCCUGACAAGAACCGAGGUACUGAAAACAAAAACAAAGGUUUUUGGCGAUACGAUUCGUGAAUAUGAACAAAGAGUACUUGAACUGGAGACAAAUCUCACUAACGCUAAACGUGAAGUUUCUAAAGCUGCCGAACAAAUGAUCGCCAAGAUUCGAGAAGACGAGCGGCGAAUUAUUACCGCCCUCGAGAACAUCCGCGCGUCAAGAGCAGAUAAGUUAGACUCUGCAAAGGCACAAGUGCAAUCCUUGCUGAAGCAAAUCAACCAAGCAAUCGAGUUUGCUGAAAAUCUGAUUCAAAGAAGCUCCAGCUCAGAUGUAAUGCAAAGCAAGAAUUAUCUAGAACAACGAUUUAAUCAUCUUGAAAACACGUCGAUCCCAGAACUUCCGGUCAAUUCAUUCCUGAAGUUUUAUCAAAUAAAAGAAGAAAAAAAUCUAACUCUCGGUUACAUAGCAACAAGGGAACCAGUAGUAGGACUGACAAAAAAUUUCCAAGCUGGUGUUGAAUCAGAGUUUGAAGUUCACCCUCAAAUACUUGGAGAAGAAGUCUUUGAAGUAAAAGUGCUUGUGGAACCCGCUGAAAAAAUAGGAAGUUUGACAACUUGCGAAAAUCAAGAUGGAGAUUACACCGUGAAGUUUACACCUAAAGUUCCAGGAACUUUCAAUAUGAUAAUAAAGGUAAAUGGUAAGGAGUUUGCAGGAAGUCCUUAUAUUGUCCAAGUAAAACAACGACUCAUUCAGGUUGUGGGAGAGAUAGAAAUAAAAGGAGAAACUUUUGAAAAGCCACUUGGAAUUGCCGUGAACAGCAAAGGACAAAUCGCUGUUAGUGACCGUGGAAGUCACUGUAUCCUAAUAACUGACAAGGAAGGAAACUGUGUAAGAAAAGUGGGUUGUUAUGGAAAGAAUGCUGGACAGCUCAAGAGUCCAUCUGACAUCACGUAUCUAAAUGACGAUAAUAUUCUUGUGGCGGAUGAAUUAAAUAAGCGCAUUCAACAAUUUAAUGUUCAAACAGGGAACUCUGUAAAAAGUUUUGGGAAGAAAGGGACAAAAGAUGGUGAGUUUCAUAAUCCUGUCAGUGUUCGUUUGGAUGAAGAAGGCCGUGUUAUGGUUGCUGAUUAUAAUAACAACAGAAUACAAGUUUUAUCACAGGAUGGUGAACCUUUGUUUCAAUUUGGAAACAGUGGACCAGAAAAACUAAACAAACCCAAGUCGUGUAUUUACCAUGAAAACAAGUUCAUUGUUUCUGACUGGGGUAAUAAUUGCUUGAAAGUGUUUGAUAAUAUUGGAAAGUUUUUGUACAAGAUCGGAGAAAGAGGCGAGGGUGAUGGACAGUUUAGAGGGCCUAACGGACUGUGUCUUCAGAAAUGUGGCAAUCACCAUAAUCUUCUUGUUUGUAGUAGAGCCAAUGGCCGUGUUGAUCAGUUUACAGUGGAUGGCUGUUUCACUGGAAAAACUGUUGUUAAGUUACAAGACCCUAUAAUAAUAACUACAACACCGGAUGGACUUAUUUUAGUUACAGACUAUGAGACCAAAAAAAUUCACAUUCUAAAAUAA